Molecule: messenger RNA, 2638 nt
Organism: Pyrgilauda ruficollis (rufous-necked snowfinch)
Lineage: Eukaryota; Metazoa; Chordata; Aves; Passeriformes; Passeridae
Gene: TSR1
Product: TSR1 ribosome maturation factor
Exons: 15
Coding region: 33-2468 (811 amino acids)
Biological process (GO): ribosome biogenesis; endonucleolytic cleavage of tricistronic rRNA transcript (SSU-rRNA, 5.8S rRNA, LSU-rRNA); maturation of SSU-rRNA from tricistronic rRNA transcript (SSU-rRNA, 5.8S rRNA, LSU-rRNA)
Cellular component (GO): preribosome, small subunit precursor; nucleus
Molecular function (GO): GTP binding; GTPase activity; U3 snoRNA binding
Source: RefSeq, a predicted model, not a curated record
CCGCGCCGAGGCGGCGGCGGCGAGGCGGCAGCAUGGUGAUGGCGGCGGCGGGCGCGCACCGGCCCGGGCCGCUCAAGCAGCAGAACAAGGCGCACAAGGGCGGCAAGCACAGCGGGUCCUCGCAGCGCCGCGCUGGAGGCCGCGUCCCCGUCAAGGCCCAGCCCCGCCGGCGGCUCCGCGACCUGAGCAGGGUGGACCGGCGGCAUCAGGCGCUGCAGCUGCGCCGGCAGCGCAAGGAGGCGGUGCUGGCGGAGAAGCGCAGCCUCGGCAGCAGGGACGGGCCCCCGCACCUCGUGGUUGUGGUGCUGCUGCACAGCAGGGCCGCGGCCCAGGACUCGCUGCGGCUGCUGCAGAGCCAGGACUCGGCCGCUGUGCGCGCAGAUGAGGGCGGAGCUGGUGGCUUUGCCCUGCUCUGCCCCCGGCUCAAGCAGCGCUGGCGCUUUGUCACAGCCCAGCCAGGGGAUCUCCACGCUGUUUUAGACCUUGCCAAGGUUGCUGACUCCCUGCUGUUCAUCCUGGACCCUGUGGAUGGCUGGGACAGUGCAGGGGAACACUGCCUCUCCUGCCUCUUUGCACAGGGGCUCCCCAGUUAUGCUUUGGCUGUCCCGGGAGGCACCGACCUGCCCCCUAAGAAGAGGAUAGAUGCCAGGAAGAAACUCUCCAAAUGCAUAGAGAAGCGUUUUCCCGAGGCCAAGCUGUUCCCACUGAACACGGAGCAGGAAUGCUCUCUGCUCCUGAGGCACCUCAGCUCCCAGAAGCAGAGGCACCUGGCUUUCCGGGCCCGCCGCGCUCACCUGCUGGCCCGUGCUGCUGAGUUUGUGCCCAGCCAGGACAGCCACCUGCUUGGGACCCUGAAGGUGUCAGGCUUUGUCCGGGGACAGACCCUCAACGUGAACAGCCUGGUGCACAUCGUGGGGCACGGGGACUUCCAGCUGAGCCAGGUGGAUGCUCCCCCUGACCCGCUCUCCUUGAACCCACGGGUGCUUAAGGGACAGAAGAGGAGUCAGGACAUGGAGGUUCAGGAUGACUCUGGAAAUGGUGCUGUUGAGAUGGAGGAAGAUGUCAAGGUGCUGAUGAAGGCAGAUCCAAGCAAGCAGGAGUCUCUGCAGUCAGAAGUGGUUCCUGAUCCCAUGGAAGGGGAGCAGACGUGGCCCACUGAAGAAGAGCUGCAGGAAGCAGAGGAUUCUCUGAAGGCAAACAGGAGGGUGGUGAAGGUCCCCAAAGGCACGUCCAAGUACCAGGCUGCCUGGAUUGUGGAUGAUGGAGAAGAAGGCAGUGAGAAAGAUGAUGAUGAUGAUGACGACGAAGAUGAUGACAUGGAUGAUGAUCUGAUGGAAGAGGCAGUUUCUCAGGAGGGGGAGAGCAGUGAGGAGGAAGCUGGGGAGGAGGAGAGCGAGACCAUGACCGUGUCCGAAUGCCUGCGGGAUGACCAGUACGACGAGAAGAUGGAGGAGGAUGAACAGAUGCUGGAGAGAUACAAGCAGGAGAGAAUGGAUGAGAUGUUUCCAGAUGAGGUGGACACGCCACGGGAUGUGCCUGCCAGAGUCAGAUUCCAGAAGUACCGGGGGCUGAAAAGCUUCCGGACUUCUCCUUGGGACCCCAAAGAGAAUCUUCCAAGGGAUUAUGCCAGGAUCUUCCAGUUCCAGGACUUCUCCCGAGCCAGAAAGAACCUCUUCAGGCAAAUAGAGAAGGAAGAGACUGAGGGAGCUUUGGUGGGCUGGUACGUUACACUUCAUGUCUGCAAUGUCCCUGUCUCGGUGAUGGACAGCUUCAAGGAGGGGAAACCCCUGGUCCUGUUCUCACUGCUUCCCCACGAACAAAAGAUGUCCGUGUUGAACUUCCUGGUGCGUAGGCAUCCUGGCAACAGCCAGCCAGUGAGGGCCAAGGAGGAGCUGAUCUUCCACUGCGGGUUCAGGCGCUUCCGAGCAUCCCCCCUGUUCUCCCAGCACACCUCAGCUGAUAAGCACAAGCUGGAGCGUUUCCUGCGCCCAGAUGCUGCCCUGGUGGUGACUGUGUACGCUCCCAUCACUUUCCCUCCUGCCUCAGUGCUGCUUUUCAAACAAAGAAGUAAUGGAAUGCACGACCUCAUUGCCACGGGCUCCCUGCUCUCCGUGGACCCCGACAGGAUUGUCAUCAAGCGCCUGGUGCUCAGUGGCCACCCCUUCAAGAUCUUCACCAAGACAGCUGUCGUGCGAUACAUGUUCUUCAACAGAGAGGAUGUGAUGUGGUUCAAGCCCGUGGAGCUGAGGACAAAGUGGGGACGCAGAGGGCACAUCAAGGAGCCAUUAGGGACCCAUGGGCACAUGAAGUGCCACUUUGAUGGGCAGCUCAAGUCCCAGGACACAGUGCUGCUGAACCUCUACAAGCGCGUGUUUCCCAAAUGGACUUAUGACCCUCAUGUCCCAGAGCCUGUGCCGUGGGUGAGGAGUGAGAGUGCACUGCCAGAGCAGGAGGUGGAGAUGGAAUGAGUCUCCAGCAUGGCUGGAGUUUGUGCCUUGGCUCCCUGGAUGCUGUUGGCCCAUGCACUGUGAGGACAGCACUGAUGCCUUGGACGUGUUACUGCUGGGGUCUGUACAGGGGCAGCUGCUGCUCAGGUACCAGCUAUAGCUAUUUAUUUUAAUGGAAAAUGUCAAAAAUG